Messenger RNA from Asparagus officinalis (garden asparagus), 1924 nucleotides. RefSeq lists its product as uncharacterized. The transcript has 8 exons. Bases 128 to 1612 code for a protein of 494 amino acids. Gene Ontology annotation, cellular component: cytoplasm. The record is from RefSeq and is a predicted model, not a curated record. NCBI's taxonomy places the organism in Eukaryota, Viridiplantae, Streptophyta, Magnoliopsida, Asparagales, Asparagaceae.
GAAAAUCCCCGGGCUCAGCCAGAGCUCAGCAAGGCGUGAGGAUCGCCGAAACUAUCCAGUGAAAUGUUUGUUAUUAUGUAGAAAAGCCAGCAAUAGGAGCGGGAAGAUUUCGGAGUAUGCGUGGAGAAUGGGAUUGGUGUCGUUCUUGUUGUUCAUAUUUGCAGUUGUAGGCAUGACGAAGGUUUCGCAGAUUGGAGGAGGGAUCGGAGAGAGGGCUACUUUGGUGCAUCGAAUUAUUGUCAGCAGAAGCACGGCAUGGAGUUUGAGAGAGGAGGAAGAAGAUGAGAAUAUGAGGAGCAUUAGGGUGAGCACCGAGAGACAAUCUCAGCGUUCGAUCCCUGAAAUCUGGAUGAAACCGAGUAGUGAAGGUUAUCAUCAAUGCAUUGAAAGGCCAAAAGAUAAAACCUGGAUUCCUGGCACAAGGACGGACGGCUAUCUUCUAGUUCAUGCUAAUGGUGGUCUAAAUCAGAUGAGAACAGGAAUAUGUGACAUGGUGGCUGCUGCAAAACUAAUGAAUGCAACAUUGGUUCUUCCCUUUCUCGAUCAUGCUUCCUUUUGGACAGAUCACAGUGAAUUCAAGGAUAUAUUUGACUGGAAACAUUUUGUAGAUGUAUUGAAAGAUGACAUUGAGAUAGUGGAGUCUCUACCACCCAAGUAUAAAGCUAUAAAGCCCUUCGUGAAGGCACCUACUUCCUGGUCCAAGGGCUUUUAUUAUAAGAACUAUAAGAAAAUUCUAAAGAAGUAUAAGGUGGUGAAGUUUACCCAUACAGAUUCCCGACUUGCAAAUAAUGGCCUUGCUCCUUCAAUCCAAAAGCUUAGAUGUCGCGCAAACUACAAAGCACUGCAAUAUACACCUCAAAUAGAAGAAUUGGGAAAGACAGUUGUCAAAAGACUCAGAAAUAGGAGCAACUAUUACAUUGCCCUCCAUUUGAGAUAUGAAAAGGACAUGCUCGCUUUUACUGCUUGUAGUCACAACCUAACAUCAAAUGAAGCACAAGAACUCCAAACCAUGCGUUAUAAUGUGAGACAUUGGAAGGAGAAAAAGAUCAAUGGCAAUGAAAGGCGAAAGUUAGGAGGUUGUCCAAUGACUCCCAGAGAGGCUGCUGUUUUCCUCAAGGCUAUGGGUUAUCCUUCUGCAACAAACAUAUACAUAGUUGCGGGGGAAAUUUAUGGUGCUCAUAGCAUGGAUGCCCUCAGAGCAGAAUACCCAAAUAUUCAUACACACGACACCGUAGCAAAUGCCGAGGAGUUAGCACCUUUCAAGAUGCACCAGAAUCAGCUUGCCGCAGUGGAUUACGUUGUAGCACUGAAUAGUGAUGUUUUUGUGUAUACUUAUGAUGGCCAUAUGGCUAAGGCAUUGCAGGGUCAUCGGAAAUUUGAAGGAUUUCUCAAGACAAUCAGUCCUGAUAGACAAAAAUUUGUCAAACUAAUAGAUGAACUGGACAAGGGGGCUAUAACGUGGGAGGAAUUACAAAGUGCAGUAAAGCAGCAUCAUGCUCAUAGACUUGGAGGUCCCUAUGAGAGGAGACGGGGAGCAAAUCCAAGGCUAGAGGAGAAUUUUUAUGCAAAUCCUCUUCCAGGAUGCCUUCACAGACCACAGCGAAAAUUUUGAAAGGUUACCAAAGAAGCUCGACACAUUUUGCCAGGAUUGAGCAUUUGGAUAACAGGGUAACUGUGCUUUGUAAGAUACAGCAACCCCUGCCCUUCGUGCUAUAGAAAUGAGAAUUUGGGAUAGACCUUAUCUAACCUUUCCAGAUGCUCAAAUACUUUCCUCAUCUGGUUUCUUCUUAACAAAGUCGGUUGUAUAUAUAAUUUUAUACAACAAAUUGAUGAUGAGUUGCAUAGACAUGCAUACUUCUAUUUUUGAAAGAGAAUAAUUCUUUGGAAUAGAAAAGGUUAAUGAAAGCGGAACUUGCACCAAUAC